GCGAACUUAGGUGACAGUUCAUCUUGCGCUCAUCGCUGGCAGUCAGCGAGUCUCUUGGGAAAGUUUCUCUCUACAGACACGUGGCCGCAGGACUUCACAAGAACCUUGACAUAGAUAACUUUACUAUGACAAUGCUCGCACUAAGGUCAAGCAGUGUUCGACUUGCAAGGAUUCGCGCCAGAAUUGCAGUUAUUGGGACUGGCGUUGACUCUUAAUAUAGCAUUAGAGAACAGGUAUCCGCAAAUGAGCGUUCGCCAUGAAGACAGCUUUUCAUUCAGCGGUGGUGCUGCUGGUCUUCCUCAUCAGCAUUCUGUGCACCUACGCGCUGUCCGGCGGGCUCCGCCUCAGAAUACCGCGGACACGCCUGGCUGUGAGCAUUACGUCUGCUUGGGUCCCCUGGCUGGCGACUGGACUGUUGCUCCUGCUGCAAGCCAUCACGUUUAGGGACAUCGGCGUGGCGUUGUCAGGCGAUGGCAACCUGCGGCCGUGGAAGGUGGUGCUGCAGAUGCUGGCGGUCAGCUACAUCUCCCUCACCUGCGAGCUGUCCGGCCUGUACGGCUGGCUGGUGCUUCAGGCCGCCCGCUGCCCGGCUGUAGCAGCCCGGCCGCCGCUACUGCUGGCGGCGCUGGCCGCCCUCUCCGCCGCCCUCUCCGCCGCCACCUCCCCCGACACGGCGCUCAUCUGCCUCACGCCCGUCUACGUCUACGUGGCAGCUGCUACAGCCGCCCUGGAUCCGAUGGUGCUCGCCGCGGCUCACCUGGGCGCGGCGGCGGCGGCGGGGCUGCUACUGCCGGCGGGCAAUGUCGUGAACCUGGUGGUGGCGGCGGGCUUUGACCUGAGCUUUGCGCGGUUCGCGGGCUGGAUGGCGCUGCCUACCCUGGCCGCGCUGCUGGUGCUGGCGGGCGCGCUGUACCUGCUACUGCGGCUGCAGCGCCGCGGCCCCCCUGCUACUGCCGCCUGGCGCCAGCCCUGGACCGGCGGCAGCAGCGGCAUGGGCUCGGGCCUGGGGGGCUACGGCAGUAGCAGCUACGGCAGUAGCAGCUACGGCAGUAGCAGCUACCCGGGGGCGGCGCCGGUGCCGGUGCCGGACCCGGGGCUGUUGCUGCACGACCAGGUGGGCGCGGCCUUCGGUGCGGCGGCGCUGGUGUGCUGCCUGCUGGCGCUGGCGGUGGGGCCCUCGCUUAAGUGGGCGGGAUGGGCGGUGAGCAGCGUCUUCGCCGCCGCCGCCGUCGCCUACAACGCGGCGGCGAUGGGCGCCUGCGGCGGCGGGCCUGGCGGUCUGGGCCUGGCGGGGGCCAUAGGGCGGCGCGGCGCGUACGAGCGCAAGCGGCGGCUGCAGGCGGAGCUGGCGAAACAGGGCCUGCACCGCACGCUGAGCGAUGAGGACCUGGCCGAUCUGCUGCUCAGCGCCGCGCAGUGUCGCGAGGCCUCACUCACGCGCCUGGCUGCAGCGGCCGCGGCGACACGCGCCGCCUCACACGCCACCCCUGACGCCGGUGGCGGCGGCGGCGGCGGCGGCGGCGGCGGCGGCGGCGGCGGCGGCGGCGGCGGCAGUAGCUACCACUCCGCCAUCAGCACGGGCCACGGCAUGAGUCUAAACCUGGCGACCAGUGGCGCCGCCGAACAAGGCGUGGCGGCGGUGGGCGGCCGCGGCGGCGGGGUGUGGGGCUUUGGCUCUCUCGGCUUCGCCUCGAGCGGUGGCGGCGGCGGGAGCGGCAGCGGCAGCUACAACAGCCUCCUGCCCUUGGGGUCGACCUCAGGGCUCCAGCCCGUUAAUCACUACGCCUCCACCUCGCUCGGCGGCGGCGGCGCCGCCGCCUCCUCCGCCACCGCCGCCGCCUCGUCUGGCGGCGCUCCAGGCACGCCGCCCACGCCCGGCAUGCGGCAGUGGUUCUCCCGGCGGUUCGCCUCGCUGAGGCCGUCGCAGCCGCUGCCGCCGGCACUGGGCACGGAGCUGGUGGAAGCCGCCGCCGCCGCCGGAGCCGACCUAGGAAUACUGGCCAGCUACGGCGGCAGCGCGGGCGCAGCCGCGGCUGUAGCAGCCGCGGCUGCGGCGGCGGCGGCGGCGGCGCCGCCGCCGUACGGGGCUGCUACUGCGAGUGGUGCUGGUGGUGCUGGUGGUUCGGCGCAUGGAAUGGGAGCGGGGUUGGCGGCAUGCUCCUCAGCAGCGGCGGCAGUAGCAGCAGCGGCAGUAGCAGGGGGGUCGGCAAGAGCGGCAGCAGGGCUGCCCGGGGAGGAGGAGGCGUGGCCGGGCUCCGCCGACUCGUCUCGCCGCGGCGUCAUCAGCCGUGGCGGCAGUAGCAGCAGCCGGCCUGCAGUGGCGGCGGCGGCGGCGGCGCCGUGUGGGAGCCAGGAGCUGCAGCAGCUGCUGAGUCAGGGCACACACGGCGCCCCCGACACGGCGGACUGGUGGGCGGCGGCGGCGGCCGCGGCGGAGCAGCAGCUACAGCUGCUACAGCUGCAGCACCUGCAGCAGCAGGACCAGCAGCAGCAGCAGCAGCAGCAGCAGCAGCACCAACAUGAACAUGCGGAGUCGUCCGGCCUGACGGCGGCGGCCGGGCUCUCCCUGCCGUAUAGUCACAUGACUGGGCAGCCACUGCCGCCAGUGCCACUGCCGGGGUCACUGUCCACACCACUCUUUCCGCAUCACCACCAACAAAAGGAACACCAGCACCAAUAUAAACACCAUCAGUCCCACCUGGCACCAAAAGCACAUGACGCACAGGCACACGCGGCGGCGGGCACCGGCGGCGGCAGCGGUAUCGGCGGCGGCAGCGGCGGCGGUGGCGUCGGCUGUGACGGGCCUGCGGCGCCUUCUAGCAGCGCAUUCGCGGCCCUGGAGGCGAUGCGGGUCGCGGACUGGGAAGGCCGUUUUGAGAGCGCCGUGGCGGCGGCGCCGCCGCUGGCGGCGGCUGCCGCCGCCGCCGCCACAGGUGCCAUGCGUGCUGACGCAUUGGCGCCUGCUGGGCCUGCGUUGCCUGCUACAGCUGCGGCCGCCGGUGGUCUUGGCGUUGGCGGCGGAGCUGGCGGCGGCAUCGGAGGCGGCGGCAGUGGCGGCAGCGGUGGCGGUGACGCAUGGGGCGCCGUGCGUGUGACCGCGGCGGCCGGUCCGGUGGCGGAGGCGGUGGAGGGGGACAGCGAGGGCGAGGUCUGGACGCAGGGGCGGGGGGCGGACCAGCGAGAGGCCGAGGGGCAGGCCCGCGGGCGUGGCGGUGGGCUCGGUGACGCCGGGCGGCGGGUGCGGUUGAGAACGCGGCCGGACGGCGGCGACGGCAUCGGCACCGGUGAAGACGGCGGCGGCGCCGCCGCCGCCUUCACUGAUGGCGCGAAUGGUGAUGCCUCGAAUGGUGACGGCGGCGACGGCGUGGGCGCCGCGCCUGGCGGCGCCGCUGGCGGCGGCGGUGGCGGCGCCGCUGGCGGGCUGCUGCGAGGUCUGCUUGGGUACCGCCCGUGGCCUCGCUGGCCGUUGGGUGCGGAGGGCAGGGCGGCGGCGGCGGCAGGGGCGGCGGCUGAGGAGGAGGAGGAGGAGUUGGAGGCGGCCGCACUGCUAGGAGGAGGCCGCAGCCGCCUCGCCGCCAGUGAUGCCCUGCAGCAGCACCACCAGCGCAACCACCACCUCACCACAACAGCAGCUACACACCCGGACGGCGUCCGUCGCGAUGCGUGCGCAGGGCAUGUGAACAGGCAAGAGCAGGAGGCAGCAGCUAGCAGGACAGUCGCCGCCGCCGCCGCCACUGGCUGUAGCAGCACGGCGGAGGGCGCGCAGCACGGCACUCCCCCCAGGUGGCGGCUCCUGCCCACCACGCCCUUUGCCAGCUCGCCUGCAGCUACUGCUGCUGCUGCUGCUACUGCCGCGGCCGCGGUGGAGGCGCCACCGCGCCCCUGGGCCGCCAGCACGGCUGCUGGCGGCGGUGGCGGCGGCGGCUACGGCUGCUACAGCGGCGGUGGCGCCGCCGCCAACCCCUUGCAUGACCUGGAGGCGGAUGAGGACGCCGACGUGACCGCAGUGCUGCUACGACACUGGGACAACCGCGCCGGCGGCGGCGGCGGCGCAAGCGGCGGCGGCGGGCCAAGGCACUCGAUGGCGUCGGCGUCAACCGCAGAUGGUGCCGCCUCGCAUCACUGUCACGACGUGGGGCAGGGGCAGCAGGGGCAGGACCCCAGCGGCCGGUCCGCCGCCUCCGCCGCCUCCGCCGCCUCCGCCGCCUCCGCCGCCACCGCCGCCUCCGCCGCCACCGCCGCCUCCGCCGCCACCGGGUCCAGCUGCGUAGUCACACCGCGGCGGUACGGCCACGUGAUGGCGGCGUCACCCUUCGCCAUCCGCGCGCCGCCGCCGCAGCCGCCGCCGCUGCUGCUCAACGUCAUGACUAAUGACGGCGGCGGCGGCGGGGCAGGGGCGGGUGCCGCGGAGGCGGCUGCGCUGUACGGCGAUGCGUUUGGGGGCUUGGGUGGCGGCGGCGGCGGUGGCGGCGGCGGUUGGUACGGGUCGCGGCACCCGCACCGGAGUCAGCAGCGAGCAGUGACGUCCCUGGCCGUCAUGCUGUUUGGUCCCAGCGAGGUGUCCUUCCUCGGCACCUUCGUGCGGCUGCCGUGGUCGCAGGCGACACUGCUGCUGGGCAUGUUCGUGAUGGUGGAGGCCAUGCAGGUCCACGGCUGGCUGGACUCCCUGACCUACGCCCUGGACUCCAUGGCGGCUGUAGCAGACCCGGCGGCCGGCUUCGUCGGCAGUAGCAACAGUGCCGGCAGUAGCGGCUUCGGCCGCAAUGCCGCAGCUGCUGGCGGCGGCGGCGGCGGCGGCGCGGCGGCGGCUGUAGCUUCCGCCGUCUUCUCAAUGGGCUGGCUGGCGGCGGGGCUGUCGGUUGGCAUGACGGGCCCGUGGGCCGCCCUGCUGCUGACACGUGCCAUGAUGCGGCCCGAAUUCCUGGCGGUUGACACGGCGGCGGUUGGCGGCGCCGCCGCCGUAACCGUAACCGCAACUGCCGUGGCGGCGGUGGCGCGACGCGGCGCCGCGCUGGCGGUGGCGGCGGGCUGCGGCCUGGCGCCGGCGCUGAGUCUGACUGGCAGCCUGACGGCUCUGCGGUGGGGCCUGGGGCUGCCGGGCCUGGGGGUGCGGCUCAGGUGUUGCCGCUACCUGGCGGGUGCGCUGGCGCCGGCGGCGGUGGCGGCGCUGGCGGCGGCGCUGCUGGUGAUGUGGGGGCUGGCGGCGGCGUGAUGGGCGGCGAUUGCGUGCGGGUCAUUUCAAAUUUGAAGUUGUGCCGUGGCGGGAAUGCUGAGUGCCGACUGGCGGGCUGAAUGGAGUGAGGGUCGUGACUGGUGAAUGAGACUGCUUUCGCAGGAGUUUGGAAGGGUUGGGGGGGGGGGGUAAAGGUAGCGUGUGUUCCAGGAAAGCAAGUACGCGCGCGCCUGUGACUAUGUGUGCGCUUUUGCCUGUGCGGUUGCGGUUGCCAUUCAUGAUUCCUUGCUACGUGUUAAAUGCGUGCUGUGUGUUGGACGCGUGAUUCAAGAACGCCCAACAUGCUGUGAAUACGGAAGUUGCUUCAUGUCUCAGUUUCGACAUGAAGAGCCUUGAUUAAGCUUACGGCUGUCUUGCUGUGAUAACGCGUUGCUUUUGCAAUAACAUAUGCUCUGUGUGGGAACUUUGUUACGAGCGUGCGAGCCACGGUCGAUCAGUGCCAGUCCGCUGGCGUGUAACACACGUGCUUG
Molecule: messenger RNA, 5703 nt
Organism: Chlamydomonas reinhardtii
Lineage: Eukaryota; Viridiplantae; Chlorophyta; Chlorophyceae; Chlamydomonadales; Chlamydomonadaceae
Exons: 8
Coding region: 257-5212 (1651 amino acids)
Biological process (GO): transmembrane transport
Cellular component (GO): membrane
Source: RefSeq, a predicted model, not a curated record